Molecule: messenger RNA, 1845 nt
Organism: Erythranthe guttata (spotted monkey flower)
Lineage: Eukaryota; Viridiplantae; Streptophyta; Magnoliopsida; Lamiales; Phrymaceae
Product: DUF1005 family protein (DUF1005)
Source: RefSeq, a predicted model, not a curated record
AUAGUUUUCACAACAGAGAAUACAAAACAAACAAGAAACAGUUCUCAGUUGAGCCGACACUCAAUUUUCAGAUUUCUUCUUCUUCCCAAAUCACAAUUCUAAAUCAAGAAACAAAAUUUAUUAUUCAUAGCGUAAAAUGGAUCCGUGCCCGUUUGUUCGUUUGAUCGUCGAAUCAUUAGCCCUGAAACUCCCCGCCGCCGCCGCCAAGCCCGCCGCCGGUUCAGGGAUCCACCCUUCCACCACCCCAUGCUACGCCAAGCUCAAGAUAAAGAACUUCCCUUCACAAACAGCCCUCCUCCCACUCUGCAUCGCCGGCGGCGACCCACCGGAAUCAUCCCCCUCCUCCGCCACGUUCCACCACGACCCCGACGCCCUCCGCCGCAUCUCCUCCAAACCCGCCACCACCAUCAAACUCUCCGUCUUCACCGGCCGCAUGGGCCGGACUUGCGGCGUCUCGAGCGGGAAGCUUCUCGGCUCGGUUCAGGUUUGCGUGAAUCUAGGCAAUCUCCAGACGAGGGGGUGCGUUUAUCAAAACGGUUGGGUGAAACUUGACGGCGGCGCCGCUGGCACCGAGCCGGCGGCGAGGUUGCACUUGACCGUCCGGUCUGAACCGGAUCCCCGGUUCGUGUUCCAGUUCGGGGGCGAACCGGAGUGCAGUCCGGUGGUUUUCCAGAUUCAGGGGAAUAUAAGGCAGCCGGUUUUCAGCUGCAAGUUCAACGCCGACAGGAGUAAUAGGUCCCGGUCGCUUCCUUCCGAUUUCAACACCAGCAACCGGGUGUGGGCGAGAACAUUCUCCGGUGAGAGAGACAACAACCGAGUAGGAAGAGAGAGAAAGGGUUGGAUGUUUAUAGUCUACGAUCUAUCCGGCUCCGCGGUUGCCGCAGCGUCGAUGGUCACGCCUUUCGUCCCAUCACCAGGAUCGGACCGCGUUUCGCGGUCCAAUCCUGGUGCAUGGCUCAUCCUGUGCCCCAACGGCGUAUCCAUCAGCAGCUGGAAGCCGUGGGGCCGGCUCGAGGCGUGGAGGGAGCGCGGGCCCACCGACGGGCUCAGGUACAAAUUCGAGCUCAUCACCGACGCGGGCCUCACGAGUGGGGCCCCCAUUGCGGAGGGGACCGUCAGUGUGAAGAAGGGUGGGGAGUUUAGCAUUGAUAAUUCGAGGAGUGAUUCGGCUUUGAGUUUUUUGUUGAAGAAUCGAGGGUUUGUGAUGGGUUCGAGCGUUGAGGGAGAGGGUAAAGUGAGUAAGCCGGUGGUUCAAGUCGGGGUGCAGCACGUGACUUGCAUGGCCGAUGCGGCUCUGUUUGUGGCUCUGGCGGCGGCGGUUGAUCUUAGUAUGGACGCUUGUCGGUUGUUUUCGAGGAAGCUUAGGAAGGAGUUUUGCCACGAUGAACAAGAAUCGAUCAACUGAGGGUCGGUCCCACGUAUGAUAUAUAUAGCGGCAACCAGACGAGACCUGAGAAUUAAUUUUUGUGUGAGGAAAGUUGUUUUGGAUAAAUUGUUAAUCUUCUUGCAGUGAAAACCAUUGGCUUGAGGAGCCUUGAUUUGAGCUUGGGAGAUGCCCCUUAAUCUCCUUGUUUCUUGCCUCUUGAUUUUAUUUAAUUAUUUAAUUAUUUUUAAUUUUUUUGUUUUUGGCUGAGUUAUUACAAAUGUUGUCUUUGAUGAGAGAGUGUGUGGUAGCUACAAGGAUUUUGAUGUACUGAAUUAAUUGAUAAGCUUGAUGCUGAUUUGUUCAUGUGCAGUUUCCACACUAGCUUGUAACUAGACAUGUUAUUUUUUGUUCAUUCUUUAUAUUCUUUGGUGAGAGCUGAUUUUGUGAUCACUUGAUAAUCAAUAAUUAAUUAUUUAACA